Messenger RNA from Anisakis simplex (herring worm), 834 nucleotides. The record is from the annotation of a GenBank genome assembly. Lineage: Eukaryota; Metazoa; Nematoda; Chromadorea; Rhabditida; Anisakidae.
AUGGCUAGCACUUCAAUGCUAUCACCAUUGUUUAUGCUGGAGUCACGUUAUUUCUCACGUAUGGCAUCGUCAUUUGACGUGAUGACCGCAUCGAAACGUUACAUUUCACGUCGUCGAUCACGUCAACUGGCCAAUAUUCCCGAGAAUGCACCCAGUGCCUCACAGUUGGCAUCGCGUAUACGUAAACGAUUGGAUAGAAAGGAGAAAGAGGACGAAAUAGAUGGUGGCAAUCGGGCGGUAGUAGAGGACGAUGUGUUCCAGUUGGGUUCAUUGGCCGCUGAAAGAUUUUAUCAAUCGAAUCGGGCGAAAUUCGCCGAGAUCACUUCAGUGCGAGAAAAAAUUGAGAAGGAACGAUGGCAUCGACUGAACGAUGGCUUUGAUUCGGUGGGUGGAGUGAAUGAGAUCAGUUUACCUUUAAAAGGACAGCAAAUAACAACGAAAGAGGAUGUAGCAGAUUCGGAUGUGAACGAAUCAGAAGCUGAGCCAUCGAUAAGGUUUAACGAUCGAGGUUUUUACGUGCAAGGCGAUCAGUUUACAGACGAGUACACGGCAGCGACGGUGUUNGUUUCUGAAAUGUGGACAGAAUUUUGACGAUAUGAAGGUGUGCUACAGUACGGCGGUGCAGAAGAUGCAGUGGAAGCAAUUGAAUUCCAAGAACCUGGACAGAGCUUAAAUCCAAAGGAUCAGGCGAGGGAUUUGGAUUAUUUGGGAGAUGUCGAGAAUAGUCGAGCAGAUUGGAUGGAACAAUACGGGAGUGUUGAUGCUAGAAUGCCGACAUCGAAUAAGGCUUGUGCUGGAUGUGGAGCGAAAUUCCAUUGUAAAGUUAGUGGCAUU